AUGCUAUUGAAGAUGGGAAAGGCUAUACGUGGAGUUUCUUUUACCACACGUAUAGCAACAGAAUGCUCUUCAAUAGCAUUAGGUAUUGGAGCCUAUGCUGUAUUUUUUCUCCCUGGAACUUUUCAUUUGGUUGGUGCUUCAAGUUUAAUGCAGAGGAGAAGCCUUGGAAAAUUUUUUCUUCUGGCGUCGACCGUUAUUCUGGCAAUUCAUUUCGGUGUUCAUCUAACAAUUUCCGCUCGUCAUCGUCAGACGCAAGAACUGAUGUUGUUCUUAUUCCGUAUCCUGGCUGAUGGUAUUAUGUUUUUUUGUGGCUGUGCAAUUGUAUUGGGUCCAGUAUGCCGCAUUUUUCAAUGCUUUUGGAGUUCAAAACAUCAUAGGCAGAGUGACACCUUACGCGUUUGUACCCUGCCAUUUUGGAGGGUGCGGGUUGUGGUGGGUAUUUUUCUGACGUUUAUGCUUCUUAUACUGAUCGUUCCAUUGUUUCUUCCAGGUGAUGGGAAGCGUCUCUUGGAAGUUGGGAUGCUCGGGGACCGUGUCGAUUUUUGCGGACUCGAGGGUUUAAAGUUAUCGCGUGCUGCCGCAGUAGGGUGGGUGAUUCCAGAAUACACCCAUCGCCGACUGCUUAACGCGUUUGGCGGCAGUGAUCAAUGUGGCACGAACAGGAUCCUCUUUUUGGACGACGAAGAGGAAGUCUUGAUUGUCUCUCCGCUUUGCCCAGACGGUAGCAGGCAAGUGAGGGUGUACGUUGAAUUCCCAGAGCGCAGUGAAUUAAAUGGGGGGACAGAGGUUCUCCCUAAGGUGGUUAACAUAAGCAAGAAAUGGCAUCAAACCUUGGAAAAACGGUAUGGGAUGAACGAGACAGUUCACCAAUCGAUGGGUGUUCACGUUACCCGUGGCCCAACAGGGGUGAUUCAGUCUGUGGAGAUUAUUCCUUCUCGACUAGUUCCGGUUCUACGGAAACCUCGAACUGAACAUGAAAGAAUUGCACGUGCAGGCUGGCCCUCUAACGAGGUUUGGGUUAUUCCACUGGGAGAAAGCGGGGCCUACACUGCUUAUUGCUCUGCCUCAGACCACGAGGAAUACCAGAUCUUUCCACCCGUCCGGCAUUCCACAAGGCUUCAAGGAGAGGCGGGAGAGAAAAAGGGGCAGGAAGAAGCUCAUCCCCCAGCCAGUGUUCUUCUUUUGGUGUUGGAUGCCGUGAGCCGUCAGGAAGUACGGCGGUCUUUACCAAAGUUUAGCAAUUGGCUCCGUAACUUCCGAAGCAACAGAUCGAGUAAACAUGUCUUUGUGGAGGCGCAGGGUGCUACAACAAUAUCCCAUAGCACGGAAGCCAAUCUUGUUCCCCUUUUCACUGGCAACAUUGUGAGCCGUCUGCGUGGCAUAAGACGUGGGGUUGCGGAAGCAAGUCUCUUCCGGUUAGCGAAAAGAAAGUAUGGUAGCCGACUCAGUACCUCCUAUACCGUUGGAGACUGCAUGGACAUGAUGUCGUCGCUCUUCGGUGAGAGAGACGACAAUGCCGGGUUUGGUGAACCGUACGGCAAUGACUUGGACUACUACACAUUUGGGCCGUUUUGCCACAUUCAGUAUUCGGCGCUGGAGGGUAAUUUUCAAGGGCCUAACAGCAUCUUUCGACGAUGCAUCGGUCAGCAGUACGUACACGAGUACGUUUUGAAUUACACACGUGCUCUCGUCAGGCGACGGUUGCGACAACGACGACGAGAAGAAGAAAAGAAGAAAACUAAGAGGAUGAACCCGUUGCAAAACGACUCUUUACCUUUGCACGAUGAUGCUGUUUUCUUUUUUGAUGUGUUGCACCUGCUUGAGGGCCACGAGGGCACACAUGGUGUGCUGUACCUCGUGGAUGACGCCCUCGUUGCCUUCCUCGACGAGCUUCAAAAUAGUGUUGGCUUUUUCGACGACCCGUCCAAUGCCCUGCUGCUACUUUCUGAUCACGGUAAUCAUAUGGGGCCUUACUACGAAUUAACGGCACCUGGGAAGCUGGAACGCGCACUGCCGUUUGUAAGCAUGAUUUUGCAUCACGAGUUGCUGUCCCGCAUGGAUCGGAUAAAGGGGUACGCGGCGGGGGUUACGCUUUCGAACCUGAUGCAGCGAACACGCCGCAUCUCAACCACGUUGGACCUUCACAUGACACUUGCGGACCUGUUGGGUGUGGAGGCAAAGAUCCCUAAAUCGCUGGAGGGCUUGGGCGUCCUGCCGUCAUCGCUCUUCAACGCACGUGAUGUUCCGCGAGGGAUUGAGCGAUGCUCCGACCUCGGGGCAUUGAAUAGCAAGGGAUCCGGGUGCUACCUGAUGUGGUGCGACAGGAAAUGA
Messenger RNA from Trypanosoma rangeli, 2331 nucleotides. RefSeq names its product putative transmembrane protein. The record is from RefSeq and is a predicted model, not a curated record. The transcript has a single exon. The coding region runs from base 1 to 2331 and encodes 776 amino acids. NCBI's taxonomy places the organism in Eukaryota, Euglenozoa, Kinetoplastea, Trypanosomatida, Trypanosomatidae.